AUGUUGGGGGCGAAAAAAAAAUAUUACUGUUCUGUACUGCCCUCCUCCGGUCUAGACAGAUCAAUUGAGUCUGCGCUUCAGGGGAAAAAAAUGAGUGAAUCACUGGUUGUGUGUGACGUUGAUGAAGACCUAGUGAAAAAGCUACGGGAAUUCCGCUUCCGGAAGGAGACUAACAAUGCUGCUAUCAUCAUGAAGAUUGACAAGGACAAGCAGCUUGUCAUCCUUGAUGAAGAACAUGAGGAUAUUUCUCCUGAUGAUCUGAAGGAUGAGCUGCCUGAAAGACAGCCCAGAUUUGUGGUGUACAGCUACAAGUACGAACAUGACGACGGGAGAGUCUCUUACCCUCUCUGUUUCAUCUUCUCCAGUCCAGUGGGAUGUAAACCCGAGCAACAGAUGAUGUACGCCGGAAGCAAAAACAAACUGGUGCAAACUGUCCAGUUGACCAAGGUGUUUGAGAUCAGAAACACGGAGGACCUGACAGAGGAAUGGCUGAGAGAGAAGCUGGGCUUCUUCGGUUAAGACCGGGCCCUUUUGGUGAUCUAAUGGGACUGAAGGGUUUAGAGGAGGAACGAGACACUUGGAAAGAAAACUACACCAUUCCUUGCGUUUCCCUUUCUCCUGUUUCCUUUCCUCCUCCGAUGUACCUAUUCCCAUACAACACCCCCCCCUCAACAUGUGCCAGUUUCCUGUGUCCUUAAUGAAAUUAACACUACCACUCCUGCUGAGAUGGACAGAGCUUUUCUUGUCCUACACAAGCAAAAUUCAAGGGAAAUUGGAAGGAAUUGUCACGGUGGCAAUUUAAUUUGAGUUUUGCUCGUUUAGUAAUAAUUACAUAAUUAUGACCUGAUAGAUUAGAUUCUAACCACGUUUUAUUUUACUGGAACCAAAAGGAUAGUUCUGAUAGUAAGAGGUGAUCUGUGAUUUGGGGAGCUGUUUAAUGUUUUUUAUUAAGUCAUAAAUAUAUGACUUGUGGGAGGACGCUGUGUUGUGAAGAUACAAUACUGUUUUGAUUCUUCUUUAUACAUUUUCAAGAUGGAGGUGCCUCCAGGCUUGAAGCACUUUUGACCUUAAAUCACACAAUCAUACAUUGAAUUUGGAUGUAAAAUGAAUUUCUAUCUUUGACUAUGUUGUGUGUACUUUCUCCCUCUGCUUGGAAAGGUAGAUCAGUAUAAAGAAAUACAUUCAUUUCUUACAACAUUCACUCACUGAUUGAAGUUUAUAUGACACCAUAUGAUAACAAAGAAUAUUAAUCCAAAUUACAAGACAUCUUAAAAUACAAUUCACCAUCUUGUUUUCUGAAUCUAUAUAUUCUUAUUGCAGUUGAUCCCCUGGGAAAAGGAAUCAUUGAUGCUCUUGGUCGAUAAGUAACAUUUUAAGAGCCUGCAGCUAACGUCCCUGACUGAGAGUGUUUCUGAGUGACACAAAGGACAGUUGGUUAUCUCUGUUCAUCUUUGUUUUAGAGUAGAAUCAUUGUGAUUCUCAGUGAGACUUCGCAGUGAGGUCAUGGUCCACUAUUCCCUACAUAGUGCACUACUUUUGGUCAUGCGCUAUAUAUGGAAUAGGGUGCCAUUUGGGACCGAGUAUUACCAUUGAACUGUGUCCUUCAAAGUGGAGCACCUGUUUCGCCUACAAAGAUUUUCAUUGAUACGUUCAUGAAAGAAACCUCGUGUUUUGAUUUAUACCCUGAUGAAGACAGCUUGUCUGUCGAAACGUUGGACAUAAAACAUUUUUUUUGCAUCUAAGCUGGCUCUCCUUUAUUAUCUUAUUUAUAGUGUUCCACUCCGCGAGCCAGCACCUCGCCUAAAUAGGUGUGCGUUACUUUCGCGGCGAGAACAUUCUUGAAAGAAACCUCGUGUUUGAUUCAGGACCAGUUUGUCAGACGUAGAUUAAUCAUCCUAGGCCUGAACUAGAAAGCGAUUUUUCAAUAGCGACUCAUUUAAUGUGUGUCUGGGGAAACCGACCCUAGAAACAUCAGUCUGUGUGCCAACCUUGGACAGAUGUGAAAACACUGGGAGAUUAGAGAAUAAUCUUUUUGCCUUUUUAAAACUUUUAUUUUAGCAGGCAUU
Molecule: messenger RNA, 2066 nt
Organism: Oncorhynchus gorbuscha (pink salmon)
Lineage: Eukaryota; Metazoa; Chordata; Actinopteri; Salmoniformes; Salmonidae
Gene: gmfb
Product: glia maturation factor, beta
Exons: 7
Coding region: 1-519 (172 amino acids)
Biological process (GO): actin filament debranching; negative regulation of Arp2/3 complex-mediated actin nucleation
Cellular component (GO): actin cortical patch
Molecular function (GO): Arp2/3 complex binding; actin binding
Source: RefSeq, a predicted model, not a curated record